This is a messenger RNA of Anoplopoma fimbria (sablefish), 3316 nucleotides long. RefSeq names its product beta-1,4-glucuronyltransferase 1 (gene b4gat1). Gene Ontology annotation, molecular function: glucuronosyltransferase activity. The record is from RefSeq and is a predicted model, not a curated record. Bases 257 to 1552 code for a protein of 431 amino acids. Lineage: Eukaryota; Metazoa; Chordata; Actinopteri; Perciformes; Anoplopomatidae. The transcript has 2 exons.
AAUGGUAACAACCGUGUUGUGUUUUGAUGGAGAUCACAGAAACUGGAUCAGAACCGUCUCUUUAUUCGGUACCGUCGAGGCCUGUGUGAACAUCUGGGGCAGUUGUGCCACUAACCUGCAGAAAAUAUGCAAGUGGUCGUUGCAUGUGUGCAGAGAUAGCAUGGGAGUGGUGUUAGCUGCUGCAAGGCUCGGACAGGAAUAGCCUCGAACACGCUUUGUGCGCACUAGUUUAGGUCGCUCUGCAGGUUGCUCUGGGAUGCAUCUCUCCAAGAAAUGCUCCGUCUUCAAAGUGGUGCUGAGUGCUCUGCUGCUGGUGGCGCUCCUGCAGCUCAUGUACCUCUCCUUCUUGUCCAAGUUUCACGGUAAGCAGCAGCGGUACCGGUACUCCGAGCUGUUCGGGGGCUCCGGGGGGAAGAGGAAUGUGCACGCCGAGAAAAACUCGAGGAAGGAGCGUCUGAGGUACUCGCUGUCCACCGGUGGCAUCUUCGACAACAGCGGGCAGUACCGGGUCUACAAGAACUUGAUUAAAAGUGAUUUCACUGCAAACCACAAGCCGGGAUCCGACCCAGGGUCAGGGGUUCUGGCUUUGGCCACGCACACAACCAUCAACAACCUGCAUCAGCUGGAGUCUCUUCUGGAGAGGUGGCACAACCCGCUCUCCGUGGCCAUAUUUGCGCACGGGCAGGAUGUCAAGUUUGCCACGGCUCUGGUUUACGCGCUCAGCUUCUUCUGCCCACAGAUCCAAUCCCUGGUGGACUUCCAUCUGGUCUGCCUCUCCGGAGAGAUGGCCAGCUUCCCAGACCAGGACCGGGAGCACUUCGCCGGGCUGGAUGACUGCGCGUCCGUGUUCUCCAGACUGGAGAGCCACAGGGACAAACACAAGAACUACGCCAUCAGUGGGAACGUCUCCUACCCGAACAACCUGCUGCGUAACGUGGCGCGCAGUGGCACGGACACCUCCUACGUCCUGGUCAUCGACAUGGACAUGGUGCCGAGCGCAGACCUGCACCAGAACUUCUUGGCCCUGAUGGCGAAGCGUGAGCCGGUGGGCGAUGAGGUCUUCGUGUUGCCCGCUUUCGAGAUCCGCCAUGCGCGGAAGAUGCCCGCCACCAAGGCGGAGCUGGUCCAGCUCUACCAGGUCGGAGAGGUCCGGCCGUUCUACGAGGAGCUGUGUCCCCGCUGCCAGGCCCCCACCAACUACUCACAGUGGGUCAACAGCCACGUGAGGGAGACGGGCACCCUGGAGGUCUCCUACACGCUCACCUGGAUGGACCCCUGGGAGCCUUUCUACAUCGGGCCCCACACUGUGCCCCUCUAUGAUGAGAUCUUCAAGCAAUAUGGCUUCAAUCGUAUCAGCCAGGCCUGCGAGCUCCACGUGGCCGGCUACAAGUUCUCGGUGCUGAGCUCGGCCUUCGUGGUGCACCGGGGCUUCAAGAUCCAAGGGGAGUUCCACGCCAGGAAGGACGAGGAGAACAAACGCAACCGCGUUCUGUUUCGCAGCUUCAAAGAGGGCCUGAAAACCAAAUACCCGUCCUCCAAACGCCGGUGCUGAAACAAGAGGAGGACUGCACAUCCUGCCUCUAUCGGUCUCUAAUGAAAUCAAUGUUCUGCUGAAAUAUAGGACGUACAUCUUUCUUAUUUUAACCAGUUUUAGCUUCACGCCAGGCUCUCCGCCCGAAACGUCCUCGUUUUUUCUUUGAUUUCUCCCGAUGACGGCACAGUAGGAGUUUAAUUUAAUCCGACGCUUUGGGUUUCAUUUCAAGUCCCUCUGAAAGCGAGCAGCAGGGAAAGGUUCUCUGGAGAUUUCAGAGAGCGUCCUGCUGGUUGGGACUGAAAGUAAGAAAAGAUGGGAAAUCUAGAUAACGGAUGCCAUUUGAUCGACAUUAAUGUUAAAGCUUAUGAUGUAUAUUUUCUAUUUUAAGGCAUUUUUGAGCUUGUGCAGAUACAAAAAUAGACAAAAAUCUGACUGCAAGACACAAAGUCUCUACAUAUUCUCUCCGAGAGACAUCCUGUGAGUUCAGCAACACCAAGUUAGAGGCUCAGCAUUUAAUGACAGCUGAUCAAAGAUGGCCUUGUUUCUCAAAAGUCCAACUGAAAUCACAUUUAGUCGUCACUUUUUUGUUUUCAGACGUAACGUCAAAUUUAUAGUUAAAUAAAAAAAUCCUUAUAUCCUAAAGAUAGAAAAGUAUUGGUAUAUAUGGUUAUUGUGCAAUAUGACUGGCUGUAUAAGAACAAGUUUUCCUUAUAUAUAGAGGAUUAUUCUCCCUUUUUGGUUUUGAGUUCUUUUCUUUUAUCACUUUUCUUCCAGUUUGAUGUUUCUUUUGAAAGUUGUGCCAAUCAAUGAUGUGGUCCGUCCACCAGGUGGCAACAAGUACUUGAGUUUUAAUUGCAGUGUAUAUUUUUGGCUUGAGGUAAGCAUUGGAAACACUACAGCAGAACACAGGGAUUACACAACACCAGUGCUGUUUGGCGCUCAAGGGGAUGUAAAUUCACCGUCGGCACAUUUCAGACGUUCUCCUCACCCUGCGAGUGCUCGUUCUCGCCACAAACUGUCUGAAGAGAUUAACCACAAGUCCCGAGGACAACAAAGCACUGGGGAACUUUACAUAGAACACUUGUACAACACUAUGAUCACGCCAACACUGUGGUAAACUACUGUAUUAUAUAUCUGACGCUGGUAGUCGGUUAGAUUAUCUUGAGUUAGAGGCUACAGGUAGAAAUGUAGCAUGAAUAUAACAAAAAAACUGGACAAUCAAAAUGUAAACCAAACAAAAGCAGUCUGUGUAGUCAGAAGGAUUUCUGUGGAAACGUUAGCUCAACACCACUAGAAAAUAUCAAAUGAUUUUAUACUCGUAUUACUCUGUAACCUACUGGUACAUACAGCACAUACAGUAUUAAUCAUCAACUACCACUCUUCCUAUAUACACACCAUAAGUACUGCAAAGUGUACAAAAUAUGUUUAGUUACUUUUAGGUGUUAAGUUGAUGUGUAAUUGUUGAUUUUGGAGCACACUUGUUGUGUUUAUGAUAUAUUUAUUGUAAAAUGAUUAAGUUCAACUGGACUGUGUAUGAUUUUUUUUUUUUAAUGACCCUAAGCAGGAAAACUGUAGCACGAGAAAUUGUGUUUGGUGCGAAAAAAUGAUGUUUGGUAUGUAAUAUUUUUGUUUUACAACCACUUAAAAAAAAAAAUGUAAUUGGUAUUUUUUGGAGUGAGAUCAACAUAUGAACAUAUGACUGCUGUGAUGAGGUGAUGUGGUACUUUAUUUUUCAAAAAUCUUUUUUUGUGUGUGUUCACAAAAUAUAAUGCCUGAUUUGUA